AUGAAUCGUCAUAUCUUCCGUCGCUUGAUGCCCAAGUCAGUGGCUAACGAUGGAUCUCAACUACGCGAUCAUCAGGCCAACGAGCGCACUUUCCUUUCUUGGAACCGGAUGGGACUAGCUUUCGCAGCAAUGUCACUUGCGCUCGCUCGACUUGAUAUCAUUGACAACAUCUUCAAUCGCAACUCCCGCGAGGAGGCAAUCAAUGUACCUAAGUCAUUGACACAAGCUGUUUCCCCAGCAAAGCCUUCAAAUGAGGCCCAUUGUACAGCGACAGAAAAGGGACCACUGGUCCUAAUUGGCAAUACGAGCGAUCGUGUGGCUAGCCGAGUUUGCCAGGCUAUCAGUAUGUGGUCAUUUGGAUAUUCAUUUGUUCGAUACGUGACCACUCGACAAAACCUGUUGAAAGGACGCUUUGUCCCUGCAAUCUGGGGGCCUUUGUUCAUUACAUGUGGUUCUCUCGGUGUUUUUGGCAUUACUCUGAAGCUAGAGUAA
Molecule: messenger RNA, 492 nt
Organism: Penicillium antarcticum
Lineage: Eukaryota; Fungi; Ascomycota; Eurotiomycetes; Eurotiales; Aspergillaceae
Exons: 1
Coding region: 1-492 (163 amino acids)
Source: RefSeq, a predicted model, not a curated record